CAGUUGGCUCAAUUCUCCCCGGUUUCAGAAAGCCGUUGUGAGAGAGAGGAAGUGAGACCUGAUUAUCCAGUCCAACGUUUUUGGAAGAUAUUUAACGUUUAGCCCUCAGUUUUUUUGCUCGGUUAUAUUCCGUAUACCUUUGUUGUCUCUCUUACACACCCAGUAUGGCGUGUGGAGCUACGUUAAAGCGUUCGAUGGAGUUUGAGGCCCUACUCAGUCCGCAAUCUCCAAAGCGGAGAAGGUGCAAUAUACUACCCGGGGCUCAAAGCACUCCGUCCCCUCAAAGAUGCAACCUCCGUCCGCCAGUUGACAGCCCAUCAUCACACUCGAUGUCUCCACCCGCUAUAGGAGGAGAACAGAGGCUCACUCCAGAGCAGAUAUUUCAGAACAUCCGUCAGGAAUACAGCCGCUACCAGAGACGACGGCAGCUGGAGGGGGCCUUCAACCAGAGCGAGGCAUCCUGCAGCUCCACCGAUGCCCCCAGCUCCUCCCUCAACGGCCCCAGCUCCCCGCUUGGGGCAUCGAGGAAGGACCAGCCGUCGUUCACGCUGAGGCAGGUGAGCUACCUGUGCGAGCGCCUGCUCAAAGACCACGAGGAGAAGAUCCGGGAAGAGUAUGAACAAAUCCUCAACACAAAACUGGCAGAACAAUAUGAAUCUUUUGUGAAAUUCACGCAAGACCAGAUAAUGCGAAGAUAUGGUGCCAGGCCUGCUAGUUAUGUUUCUUGAACUCCCCCCCCCCCCCCAUUGAGGUACCAGCUUUUCUCACUGGAUGGCUGCUCUUCUACGCCCCCCCCCCCUUGAUUUUUAUUAUUUCUUCCUUUUGUUCAUGCUAUUUGGGUGCGAUGGUUUAUCUACAUUUUUAAUCCAAUAAGGAUUUAUAUACUCCUGAACUGUUGCUGCUGGCCAAAAAAUGUACGUAUUGGAAGAAAAAACAUGUAAAACACCCUUCUGUCUCUAUGCUGUCUCUGGACGUUUGACUGAAGCAGAUUCGUCUUCCCAGCGCUGUAGAACACUUGGCUAAUGUGAUCAGUCUGUAUUAUAACCUGUCAUCACCGCUCUUUGCAGCAGCUAUACUACUAAAGCCCCAUGUCUCCCAGCCACCCACUUUAUCUUUUCCAAAUCUUUACUUGAGGAUGUGGAUUUAUUUUUUCUUCUUUUGAAAAAUAAACAAUCUGUGAUUAAAA
Molecule: messenger RNA, 1186 nt
Organism: Esox lucius (northern pike)
Lineage: Eukaryota; Metazoa; Chordata; Actinopteri; Esociformes; Esocidae
Gene: akirin1
Product: akirin 1
Exons: 5
Coding region: 165-728 (187 amino acids)
Biological process (GO): positive regulation of myoblast differentiation; myoblast migration involved in skeletal muscle regeneration; positive regulation of transcription by RNA polymerase II
Cellular component (GO): chromatin; nucleus
Molecular function (GO): transcription coregulator activity
Source: RefSeq, a predicted model, not a curated record